Bursaphelenchus okinawaensis is the source of this 6979-nucleotide messenger RNA. Lineage: Eukaryota; Metazoa; Nematoda; Chromadorea; Rhabditida; Aphelenchoididae. The record is from the annotation of a GenBank genome assembly.
AUGGCCAUAUUUAGCCGCGGCUUCCUACUCUUCUUUUGUUUUACUACGGUAAGUGUUGUGCGCUUUUAGCUCAAGUGAACUUUCUUGUAGAUAUCGGUGGCAUCAACAACCGUCUUUUACCGGUUUGGCGACAAAAACAGUAAGUUUGCGAUUUCGGAUUGCAAUUUAUAUGUCAUUUUGGGUUUUUUCUGACUUCAACAUAACUUCCAACGAGCCCAUUAAAACUUCGAAAUCUUUUUAUAUUCCAAUUAUCUUGUUUCUUGAACUGAGAACCGCUCUAGCCAUUUACAAUCCUAUUUUGCUUUUAACGUAACCUUUCAGAUGUCACCAUCAACAACUGUAUCCUCAAUUCGAUGGAGAAACUGACCAAAGACACGUGCUUGACAUUCUCCAGGGCUGUGAAACCAACAUCGGAAAAAGUAAUUUCCUUCAUCGAAUCAAAGUAAGUAAAGUAAAUGAAGAUUAGUUCCUCCCGUUUCAGGCGCUGCUCAUCAUGGCAAGGCAACAACAAUACUGUACACAUAUCUCCAGAAUGCGCAAAUGUAAGUUUAUACAAGCUUUAGUUUUGCACACGCUUGAUGCGGUUAAUUUGUUAAGAAGUUUCAGCCAUAUCAUGUCACCUUACACGCUUAAAAAAUAUUUUUUUUGCACCAACCUAAUACAAUUCUAAUAUAAGUUCAUACAACCUCGAAUGCAUAUUCUACAAUACACUCUAACCUUAAUAGUGCAAGUCCCUAAUUAACCGUUCUUUCAGGAGGAGACCUGCGUGAACUUAAUCUCGAAAGCCCUGACCAACGAACUGCAUCAUUAUGGCGCAGCCCGUCACCUGAACCUGAAGUUUAAUUGCACAGGUAAUAAUAACAAGCAAUUAUUACUGUAGCUUAUCUAACCUUAAUUCGAAAAUCAAGGGAGCAUAACAGGUCGGGGGCAGAUGUGGAGGGAUUAGUCCAGUCAGUUAUGAUCGCUUUGGCGGAAAAGGCGAGCAAUUCGAGCUGCUAGGACAGCUGUUUUCGCAAACAAUUUGUAAUUAGCCCGCUCCAACUCCGGGGACAUGUUAAUUUAUUUUCUCUUAUGCAAAUUUAUUACCAUUUAUGGCCGGUACGGGUGCGCAUUCAGGCCGCAUUAAACGGCCCAAUCAGACGUAAUUGGCGGUUAGCCCUUCCUCAGGGGAUCCCAGCCAGCUGUCCGAGUUUCUUAACUUCAUGCCCACUUAAUUCUGAAGCCCGCUAAUUGAAGCCGAAGCCAAUGCAGCGGAAACCUGAUCUCGGGCCCCACAGAGCACCAAAUAAAGAACACACCUUGUUGACCUUCGGCACGAAGAAAAAAAACUUGAGUAAGGACUUCCGAAAGAAAAACUUUCCCCAUCUCUCGCCGAGCUCGAGAGUGUGUGUCCAGCAGCUCAGAGUGUUUGCUCAUCCACCUGGAGCUGCGGCUAAAUCGGAAUGUCGAAAGUCUUCGAUUAUCCGCCGUUCAAAUAAAACUCCUAUAACACAUCUAAUAGCACUUCCCCAGCACUUUUAACAUCCGCGCGAACACAAUACAAAGUCGUUAAAUGAGCAUAAAUGUCAUUGACGGGAAUCAAACGCGCCGCUGACAUGAAUCCCCCACAACAAUACGCAUUAUUUCAGAUAAAUGCACGACCUUUUGCCAUAAUGGAGGAGAACUUCAAGAGAACUGUACCUGCAAAUGUAGAUAUGGAAUGACCGGUAAAUUCUGCCAAGAGCUCGGACGUUCUCCACAUUACACUGACGCCUCCUGUGGUAUCGUGAAAGCUGACUAUGAAGGCACAGUAUCACUCAGGUAGGGAUAUUUAAGUAAGAUAUGCAAAUAAACAAUGAGCAUCUUUAUACUUUGAAUUCAAACAAACUUUAAUAUCUAUUUAAAACUUGUUUUUAUGGAAAAUUAAAAAAUAUAAUUUUUGUAAUAGCCGUCGUGUAUUACUAUAAAAACAGUAUUUGACAUAUGCCAGAGUAAUCCGCUCCUUUAUUUGCUCUCAGCUUAUAUAAAGUACGGUAAUUCUUGGGCUUAUAUUGCGCAACUCCGACUUUAAUGAGUUUAUCUUACAGUGCCUAUCCGAGAGAAACGUCCGGCAGCCCGUUCUGUCAGUGGCUCGUCAAGCCCGCGAACCCUUGGGAGAGAAUCGAGUUUGAAUUUCAAGAGAUGGAUUUGAAUUCCCAAGAUCUCGACGAAAACCAGGACUGCGUCGACAGCUUCAGAGUCCGUGGCGUCAAAGAGCUAUCAACACAGUAAGUUGACCCCUCAACUUGUUGAUGUAUUAUUCAUGAGUAUAUCAACAAAAUAUUAUCUAACCAUAAUCAUUAAACAACCAUAACACAACUAUUCCAGGAUACCAUGCAACGAAAAGUUCCAGCAGCUGAAGGGAAAGACCUUCCAAUCUGAUGGAGACUGGGUAAUGUUCGAGCUCGCCGGCAUGUCCCCUGACAAAUUCAGCAGAGGUCCUAGAAUCAACUACCGCAUCGCCAGCCCAUCGCACAUCGAAAUCCGGUCCUAUCCUGAAGACGCAGCCCUCAACUCUGCCCCCUUAUUGACUGCCAGCCUUGUCCUACCUUUGUUAACCUAUAUCUUUUCUUUUUAAUCACCGCUCAGUAUAUCGUGCUCAAUUCAACUGCCAAUCAGGAAUAGUACACUGUUCGUUGUAGAUCUCUACUUAUCAGUAUCGUUUUAAUUACACUUUGAUAAAAAAGCUUUAAAAAUAAAGUAACAAAAAUUAAAAAUGGCAAAAUUACAUCGAUUAACUUACCUUGGUUGAAUGCUCGAGCUUCAGACAAAAUUUUGUUUGGAAAAUUUCAAAUAGAAAAAUAAUUUCUUUGCUGCAAAGUGCCAAAUAUUUUAAAUUUACAACUAGUUUGCCAACGUUUUCCUUUCAGGACUGAUUAUUUCAGAUUUAUUUUCGUAUAAAUUCAUAUGUAAGUGUGCAGUAUUCAAAAGCUCGGGCGCAGCUUAAACAUUCCUGCAUUUCUGAUAAAAACUAGAAAAUUUAUAAAAAAAGAUAGCAAAAUUCAACAAUAUUUUGAAGAGAAAAUUACUAAUUUUAUAAUAAAAAUAGUUUAGUACAUCUUUUAAUUCCUGCAUUUUUUCAGCUUCAGAUUUUACUUCCCAUAUUUUUAUCACAAGCACUGACUCAAAAAAACAAGAUCUUUAGAAUUAUCAAAAUUUCGAAAUGAACAGUCAGAUUUUAAUCUUGGUGUUCCUGUCCUUGACAUCGAGAUAACCACCGUGUUUCAGGCAUGGGAGUUUGUAAUUUUGGAAAUAAUUGAAAAACGGGAAAGAGAGGGCGCGUUGGACGGUUUUCGCGUUCCUCUCAUCUGACUCACUUCAACUCCGCACAAAAAACAAGGUCCUGGUUUCAUUAAUUUGAAUAUUGGAUGUUUCGAUUUCUGCGUCGGAAUAAACAAGAUGCAUUUCUGGAGACACAACGACUUCAAGAGGCUUUCAACUUGAAAAAGGUAUUCUUUGGAGAACUUGAAUAAACAAACAUCCACACUUUUGUAUCAAGGUUUAAAUAAAUAUUUUGAAUCUUUUUUUAAUUAUAAUAUUCGAGCUAUAUUCAGAUAAAUUCAGAUGGAUUGCCCAAAAAAGUCCACAAAAUAGCAGUCGAUUCGAAGGAAAAGCUUCUGGCUAUCGUAACUCAAACUGGAAAUGUUGAAGUGUAAGAGAUUUUAUUCCUAAAUUGUAACAACUUAAAUCGUUCAUUUAUCUUCAUAUACAUAUUUUAGGUAUGUCUCGUUGGAAAAGCGGACAUUGUUGAAGAAACUUGGCUGUAAAACAUCUUUCUUCUCUUUCAUCGAAGGCAAACGGGUGUUGAUGUUGGUAUGUUCGGAAAAACCGGGCACUUCUCACCUUCCUGAAGCUAUACAUCUUUUGGAUGUAGAUUGUAACAACCCAUGUUAUACUUAUAAUCGACCUCGGAGAGAAACUGUGUCUACUGCAUUUUGUUUAACACAAGAUGGUUUAUAUUUAGGUAAUAAUUUAUUUUAUUUUUAUCUUUUUGAUUUUUAGAAAUUACUCAAGCUUUUAUGGAGGUACUUUAUUAUUAUCUUUGUUGUUUAGGUGCCAGAAAUUCAGUUGAUUUAUAUGAAUGGGACAAUCUCUGGCCUUCUGAAGUCAACGUUAAUUCGUGUGUUUCAGUGAACAGCGACGUUAUACGGUAAAAAUUAAACAUAGCUACUGCUUUUAAAUCUUUGCUUUUUUUCUUAUAUUGUUGUUUUAUUUUUGACAUUGUUUUAGGGAUGGCAGCGAAAUGCGAGGCCUUGAAAUCUAUAAUAAUUUUGUUGUUGCUGUGUAUAACAUGGACAAAGUUGUAAUAUUGGACAUGAAGUAUGGGUCUAUUUUUAAAUUGAUUAACUUUAAAAAGAGUAUAGAAGUAGGUUAUAUUUUUUUGUGUUUAGUAUAUUGUUUUAUCAAAAAUUAUUGUUCAUGACUUCAGAGCAUAGUAUUUAACAAUGUUGCUUCGACUAUGUACUUCGCAUCUUCUCAAUUUGUAUGUGCGUUAAAUCUUGAUGACUUUUCUGUAGUAGCCAAUGGGAAAGCGUGUGAUGACUUUGAGCCUUUAAUGUACUACAACAAAGUUAAGGUCAAAAAGUAAGGAUUUCAGUUUCAUGGUAUAUUUUAUUAAUUACUACAUUUUUAAAAUUAUUUUUUGAAACUUCUUUUUAGUGUACAUAUUCUUUGAAUGUUAUCUUUCAGUCGAUGUCUCACGAUAUAUUGUAAUGGAUUCCCUUCUGACUACAGUAGGGACACUUGUAUGAUGAUAACUGACGGUGAUAAUACUAAAGUUGUUUCGUUUGGAGAUGUUAUUCUUGAUAUUAAAGUUGUAUAUGAUGAAAAUAGUAAGCUUUAACGCCUUUUUAUUAAAUUUUUUUAAUUUGGGUUGAUUUAAAAAUAAAAUGUAGCUGUGUGUAUUCCUUCUUAUUAUUCAUAUUAUUACUUGUUGUUACAUUUUUAAUGUUGUAGAUGAAGCUAAUACCCUGUUACUUCUAUUGGAGCACGAGUUUGUUGCUCUUGACUUGACUGAUCUCAACUUUAACCGGUUACUUUUACCAUAUUUGAAUUGCAUCGACUUUUCUACAGUAACUACUGUUAAGAUAUUGUCACAGAAACCGAAUGUCACUUUUGACAGUUGUACGAGCACCAGAUGUAACAUAUUCAAUGAUCAAGUUUUAUGUGAUAAUGAGGAUGGGAGUUAUUUUUGUACUGCGUAAGCUUUAUCUGACAAUAACAAAUUGUUUUAGCCAUCAAAAUGGUAAUGUUGUUGUAUGGAGGUUGCAAAGUGACAAACUAAACAUGCACAGUGUACUGAAGCCGUCAGAUGCCGUAAUUAUUGGAGAUUAUGGGAAUGAAGAAGAGUAUGUUAUGGAUGAUUUGAGAUUUAGAGGUAUAGAAGAUGACUUUGUUACGAUAUCUGAUGAAAAUGGAAUGACCAAUGUUAUUGUAAGCGAAGAGUUGAAAACGCCAACUCAGCUCUUAGACGUCAGUGUGAAGCCCGUCAAAGUAUGUUACAGUAUAUUUGGUACAGAUUUUCUUACUUUAAUAAUACGAAUUUAAUAAUAAGUAGGCAAAUCUAUAUUUACGAUAUAUCUUAGUAUCCUAUUGUACCUUUAAAUGUAUAUUGUUAUAGUGCGGACUAUACGAUGACCGAUGUGACGAUGAUGGAUAUGCUGUUGAAGUGAUUGAAGCUUCGAAUAACCUUCUUACUGUAGGUCUCAACUGUGGGUUAGUGUUGUCUUACAAUUCUCAUGGGAAUACUGUAAAACCAGGAGAACUGGUUGAAUUGGUUACUGUUAAUCUGUCAAGUCAAGCCACCACAAAAGACAAGCAGGCCAAGAUCACUCCAAUUGUUUUUAAAGCUGAGAACUCAGCUCUGCUUUCGUAAGUUACUUCAGAUUCUGUAAAAAGUCAAUGUUUGACUUUCUUAUUGUGACUGACAGUUUUGUUUCAGAAAAGUCUUGAACGUUAUUCCGCAGACGCCGGUCCGAGCACUGUCAAUAUCUAAGAACUCCGAUUUUGUUGCCAUUGGGUGCUCUACUGGCAUUAUUGUGUAUGAUGCUACGAAUAGCCACGUCAUCUUCAAACAAAACUUUUUAUCAGUGGAAGGUUAGUUCAUUAAAUUAGAAGCAUAUCAUAAUUUAAUGUUCGAUUUUAGAUACUAGGCUAGUCCUGAACGAAGAGAAACCCUUGACUAGACUGAAAUCCAUGAAGCAAUCAGUUCGACGAACUUUUAGGAAGAAAGACGCUUCCAUGAGACAUAAACCUGUUCUUGACCGUGAAGUGGCCUUCAGAGACACCAACUCUCCGUGGACACAUGGUUUCAGAUGUCUGAGAUUCUACGAACCCACAGAUACUAAGGCGUAUCUGUAUGCAGGCACUGGAAACGGGAUUCUGUUUUUCUUCGGAGUAAACAAAAAAGGAUGCACGUUGUUUAAAGAAGUUAGGCUUGCUCAUCGUGCUCCAGUCUGUUCCUUGGCGUUCAUCGAAGCCGAUCUACAGUCCAAAUUAGUAGUAUUCACGGAGGAACAGAUAAGAAGUUUCAAUGUGGAGAAUCUGAAAUCGUCAAACCUUUCCUACAAGAUCACGGCCAAAUGCGGAGUCAAAGUGAAGAAAGGAGUAGUGGUGACUAAAGAUAACUUCUCUUAUUUGAACAUCAUUUGUAAUGACGGAACGUGCCAUGCUUUGUCCAGUACGGAAAAGAAUGCCAGGAUAGCUGAACGAUUUGUUGAUGUAAGUUUUGACUUUUUUAAACCCUUCACAUUUAAACAACGAAGAAACAUCUGUUUAUAAAUAGCAAAGGUAAUACACCUGAAAAUGUCAAAUUUAGGCCUCCGAUGGAAGUGCCUUCCGCCUAUCUGAUCUUAAUACGAGUGAACUAAUCACCGUUUCUAAUCUCGGUACUAUCGUUACAUUGUACAGCACUACACCCGAAAAACACGAUCAGCCAGAUGUAGGCAAUAAAUGUUUAUAA